Messenger RNA from Miscanthus lutarioriparius, 3546 nucleotides. The record is from the annotation of a GenBank genome assembly. NCBI's taxonomy places the organism in Eukaryota, Viridiplantae, Streptophyta, Magnoliopsida, Poales, Poaceae.
AUGGAGGACGCCCCUGCUACAAAGAAGAAGAGACUUCAAGGUCCGCGUCAUAAAGAAUCUACUCCCAAAGAAGGAAAUGAAGACGAUGGUGACCACAUAAGCUGCCUCCCCAAUGGCAUCCUAGCAUUUUUUAUGCUCACCCUGGACCUGCCCGAUGUUUUUGCAUCCCUGCACAACUUGGCUUCAGUCCCCACCCUUAAUGGGCUACAAGAACUUGAGUUCCACAUCCCAGAAGUUGACUUUACAUUGUCACUAUAUCCCCCACCACCAGCAUCCAUCUUUCGCUUCUCAUCUACACUCUGUAUUGUCUCCUUUGGUGGAUGCUGCCUCCCAGAUAUCAUGGCCAAUCUGCUCCAAUUCCCCAACCUCCAGCAGCUUACACUAUUUGAUGCUAUUAUCUCCGAGGAGACCCUGCAUGCCAUGCUUGAUAGUUGCCCCGCACUCAAGAACUUGCUGAUGAAAUACAAUGAAGGUUUUCGCUGUGUUCGGAUCAAUUCCCGAUCCCUUAAGAGCAUAGGUGUUCAUACCGAUUCUUUUCGGCAUGGUCCCACUCUAGAGGAGCUUAUUAUUGAGGAUGCCACAUUCCUUGAGAGGCUUAUCAGUUUUGAGCGAUAUACAGAACAAUCAGAAUUUGUGACAUUCUUUGUGGAGAAUGCAAGAAUGCUUGAGUCUAUGAGGUUUGUGGUCCCAAGCUGUUUCUAUCGUGACAAGAACUGGAUAAGAAGGCAGCAUAGACAGCUCAAGCUGGACAAGAGCUCUUCCAGAGGUCAUCUCCGACUAGUCUCAUCUCCAGGGCCCUGCGAACGAGCACUAUCAGCAUUUGCUGGUUGCCAUUCAUAUUCCACCAGCAGCCAUGGCGUCCGUGACAACAAUGCUAUCGGGAACAAGGAAAAGAGCAAGAGGAGGAAGAGGAAGCAAACAGCCAAACAAGGUGUGCUGUCUCCACCAUCAGAGGAGGAAUUGUCGACUGGGAUGGUGAAUAAUCUGUACCAAAGUGGUGACCCCCUUGGGCGAAAGGAGCUUGGCCAACGCGUGAUCCGAUGGCUAAAGCAGGGCAUGCACCUAAUGGCCUCUAAAUUCGCUUCCUCAGAUCAGUCAGAGACAUUGUGGUUUGAUGGCCAUAUGGGGUUUGUGAUGCAGGCACAGGCAUGCCUUUCUGCCACUCCCAUGCCCAAGGGACAGGAAGCUCUGUGCUUCAAGGCCUCUACGCACUACCCCACGCUCUUCGACAACUUUCAGAGAGAACUCCGUGAUGUCCUGCUGCAGCAGCAAGAAGAGGGCCUUGUUCCUGACUGGCGCUCUACACGUUCGUGGAUGUUUCUCAAAGAAAUAGCUAGAUCAGCUGAUCAUCGGAUAGCUGCACGCAGAUCUACAACUCCUGUUUUGCACAGUACACUUGGCAUAAGCCUGGACAAGACAAUGAUAAUGCAGGCUAAAAUAGAUGACUUUGUUCAGAAGAUGACCGGCCUUCUUCAACUAGAACGAGAUGCAGAACUGGAAGUAACCCAGACCACCCAGGAUGAGUUGAGUGCCAGUUCAAUGAUGGAUGGAAAGUCAAAGAAGCCAGUGGAGUAUUUGGUAACUCAUGGUAAGGCCCAAGAGGAGUGUGACACCAUUUGCAAUUUGAAAGUUAUCAGCAGUUCAACUGGAUUAACUGGUCAACAUCUAGUCUUAUUUAGAGUCGAGGGAAGCCACAAACUUCCUCCAACUAGACUCUCUCCUGGAGACAUGGUUUGUGUGAGAACGUGCAACAGCCAGGGCGAGGUUGCCAGUACUCCUUGCAUGGAAGCCUUUGUCCAUAAUCUUGGUGAGGAUGGAUGCAGCAUUACAGUGGCAUUGAAAUCACGCCGCGGUGAUCCUACCUUCUCCAAGUUUCUUGGGAAAAUUGCGCGUAUUGAUCGCAUACAGGCUCUAGCAGAUGCAGUUACAUACGAGCGCAAUUGUGAAGCACUGAUGGUUCUUCAGAAGAGAGGGUUACAGAAAAGAAAUGCAUCCAUUGGGGUAGUAGCCACUCUGUUUGGGGACAAGGAAGAUGUGAUGAAGCUGGAGGGAAAUAAUCUGAUGGAUUGUGGUGGAUCAGAAGUACCUGAUGAUGGUUUCUUGGAGAGGCACAGCUACAGCUUUGAUACCUCUCAGUCAAGGGCUCUUGCACUGGCCUUGGACAAGAAGAGGCCUGUCCUAGUUAUCCAAGGGCCUCCUGGAACAGGAAAGACUCGUUUACUUAGCUAUCUUAUCACAUGUGUUGUGCGCCGGGGUGAACGUGUUCUCGUGACAGCUCCAAGCAACGCAGCGAUUGAUAACAUAGUGGAGAGUUUAUCAAGAAGUGGACAGAACAUCGUACGAGUUGGAAAUCCUUCUAGGAUAUCUCCAUCUGUCACUGCAAUGUCCUUGGGAGAGAUUGUUACCAAGAGGCUUGAAAAAUUCACCCAAGAGUUUGAGAGGAAAAAAUAUGCCUUGAGAAAGGACUUGAAGCGUUGCAUACAGGACGACGAUUCUUUAGCUUCAGGUAUUCGUCAACGAUUGAAAAAGCUCGGCAAGGACUAUAAGAAUGAGGAGAAGGAAGCAAUCAGGGAGGUUCUGUCAAAUGCUGAGGUGGUGCUAUCAACUAAUACAGGGGCAACCGACCCACUUAUCAGGGGAAUUGGUUGCUUUGACCUGGUAGUUAUAGAUGAAGCUGGACAAGCAACUGAGCCCUCAUGUUGGAUCCCUAUAUUACAGGGAAAGCGUUGCAUUCUUGCUGGUGAUCACCGUCAGCUUGCACCAGUAGUAUUAUCAAGAGAGGCUAUGGAAGGUGGGCUAGGAAUGUCUUUGUUAGAAAGGGCUUCAUCACUACAUGAUGGACUGCUCACUACGACAUUAACAACACAAUACCGAAUGCAUGAAUCUAUAGCUAGUUGGGCAUCAAAGGAGAUGUAUGAUGGAUUGGUCCAAUCGUUUCCAUCUGUUGCUUCUCGACUUCUUGUCGAUAAUCCAUUUGUCAAGGCCACCUGGAUGACUCAGUGUGCCUUGCUUUUACUUGAUACUCGAAAGGCAUAUGGAAGUCUAAAUAUUGACUGUGAGGAGAGUAUAGACCCAACUGGUACUGGUUCAUUUUACAACAAUGGUGAGGCAGAUAUAGUUGCACAGCAUGUUCUCAAUCUUAUACAAUGUGGAGUCUCUCCAACUUCAAUUGUUGUUCAGUCCCCUUACAUCGCACAAGUACAACUGUUACGGGGAAGACUGGAAGAAUAUCCAGUGGCUUCCGAUGUUGAGGUUUCAACAAUAGACAGCUUCCAGGGUCGGGAAGCAGAUGCAGUUGUCAUAUCCAUGGUUCGGUCAAACUCCUUGGGAGCAGUAGGGUUCCUUGGUGAUAGAAGGCGCAUGAAUGUAGCUAUUACAAGGGCAAGGUCACAUGUUGCAGUGGUGUGCGAUACUUCUACUAUUUGUAACAAUGCUUUCCUGGCCAGGCUCCUUCGCCAUAUCCGGCAGCAUGGUCAGGUCAGACAUGUGGAGCCCGGUUCCUUGGAUGGGGGCUUUGAUCCACUAGCCUUACCCUCCAUAGGUUAG